AUUGAAGUCUGUAGUUACGCAGCCCUCCACCUACCGUCGUUGUUCCUCACCCAUUUCUCAAACCUCAAACGCUCAACGAACCUUACUUCCGAUCUCGCGAUUCAGAUGGCUCUCUCUCACGCAGCUUCCCGAUCCAAUCUUCUCAAGCCGCUCGUUUCCGGUUUCUCGUACUCUUCAUCUCUCCGCCGCUCGAUCUCGUCCGCCGCCGAUAACUCUUCCUCGCUCACCAUCGAGACAUCUGUCCCCUUCACCGCUCACAAGUGCGAUGAGCCGUCGCGUUCUGUCGAGACCAAUCCCAAGGAGCUUCUUGGAUUCUUCCGAGACAUGGCGCUGAUGCGGCGGAUGGAAAUCGCCGCUGACUCUCUCUAUAAGGCUAAGUUGAUCCGUGGAUUUUGUCAUCUCUAUGAUGGUCAGGAAGCCGUCGCUGUAGGAAUGGAGGCUGCGAUUACGAAGAAGGAUGCGAUUAUUACUGCUUAUCGUGAUCACUGUACCUUCCUUGGUCGUGGAGGAACGCUUCUGGAGAUUUUUGCGGAGUUAAUGGGUCGCCAGGCUGGGUGCUCGAGGGGGAAAGGUGGUUCUAUGCAUUUCUAUAAGAAGGACGCUUGCUUCUAUGGUGGACAUGGUAUUGUUGGGGCUCAGGUGCCUCUUGGAUGUGGAGUAGCCUUUGCGCAGAAGUAUUCCAAGGAUGAGACUGUAACUUUUGCUCUGUAUGGUGAUGGCGCGGCGAAUCAGGGUCAGUUGUUCGAGGCGCUUAAUAUCUCUGCGCUUUGGGAUCUGCCUGUUAUUCUCGUCUGCGAGAACAACCAUUAUGGUAUGGGGACUGCAGAGUGGAGAGCAGCGAAGAGUCCAGCUUAUUAUAAACGUGGGGACUACGUUCCUGGAUUGAAAGUGGAUGGUAUGGAUGCUCUAGCUGUCAAACAGGCUUGCAAGUUUGCAAAGGAACAUGCUUUGAAGAAUGGACCAAUUAUCCUUGAAAUGGACACCUAUAGGUAUCAUGGUCACUCUAUGUCUGAUCCUGGUAGCACAUACCGAACACGUGAUGAGAUCUCUGGUGUUAGACAGGAACGUGAUCCCAUUGAAAGAAUAAGAAAACUGAUAAUAUCCUAUGAUCUGGCAACUGAAAAGGAGCUAAAGGACAUUGAGAAGGAAGUCAGAAAGGAAGUCGAUGAAGCUAUUGCUCAAGCUAAGGAAAAUCCGUUGCCAGAUCCUUCCGAACUCUUCACAAAUGUGUAUGUGAAAGGUUUUGGAACUGAGUCAUUUGGAGCAGAUAGGAAAGAGCUGAGAGCGGUACUUCCCUGAUUUAUUUGUAUCAAGUGUUCGAGAGGCCUGCUUGGGACCUCCAAACUCCCCCAAAAUCCAUCAGAAGCAAAAAUGGAUAAUAAGGAGGUUUGAUUGAAGUGAUGUUUCCCUUCACGGCUGUAAGUUUGGUUACCACUAAAUUUUCAUGUAGAUUAUGAAUAUAUUUUGUUUGUUUGUUUGUCCCUUUCAUUCAGUGAUUCGACCUCGAGAUAUUUAACCCUUAAAUGUUGGUAUAUUCAUUCGUAACUGUGAAAUAUGCUGCUUGCAUGAGCAUUCACAAUAAAGAGGAAGCAUCUUAUGGGAUCACUUCCUAUAUAUUACCCUAAAGUUGGGAUUCCUCAACGAAAUUACUUUUUUGGUUU
Cucurbita maxima (winter squash) is the source of this 1661-nucleotide messenger RNA. Its product is annotated as pyruvate dehydrogenase E1 component subunit alpha-1, mitochondrial-like. The transcript has 8 exons. NCBI's taxonomy places the organism in Eukaryota, Viridiplantae, Streptophyta, Magnoliopsida, Cucurbitales, Cucurbitaceae. Gene Ontology annotation, biological process: pyruvate decarboxylation to acetyl-CoA. Gene Ontology annotation, molecular function: pyruvate dehydrogenase (acetyl-transferring) activity. The record is from RefSeq and is a predicted model, not a curated record. The coding region runs from base 106 to 1299 and encodes 397 amino acids. Gene Ontology annotation, cellular component: intracellular membrane-bounded organelle.